CUUUACCGUGCAAUACCGUCGCAAACGGGACAGUCAGCUGUUGUGUCAAGCGAACAUUCUUAACCAACAAAUUGCACGGAUAUUCGUCCAGUCCUGCGCGAUCCAGGCAUCCUACGACGUAUCGCGGUGCCGCGUACAUCCCGACUGUCCAGCUAACUAGAUUCGAUAGCGAUUGCGACAAAGGAUGUUUAAAGAAGGCGAUAAUGGGCCGGGAGGUUGUAACGGGGGUCCACCUCGUCCUCGGAGGAUAUUUCCCCGAUUUUCCCUGCGAAGAUUAUUGUAUUCCAGCCCGCUUAUCGGCCGUCGUAUCGCAAGGACGCCUAGCGCAAGCAAUAAGAAUGCAAAAGCUAAAGAUCAAGCAAGUGGCAGAAUGUCGGACGUCGAAAAGGGAGAGGCCAGAGUAAGCAAUGGCUCGAGCCAUUUUCAAUUUCACAACAUUGAUCUACAACGUGCUUCCAGCAAGGGCUCUGUACUUUCCUCUGCAGGAAAGAGUAAUGAAAAUGGGCUAAUGGAAUGCCCGUUAUGCUUGGCUGAACUGCCUAUAGAAUUUUUUCCUAUUAUCCAAUCUUGCCACCAUCGCAGUUGUUACGACUGUUUUCAACAAUAUUUGAAAGUAGAAAUCUCCGAGUCGAGAGUCAAUAUUGCUUGCCCUGAAUGUUCAGAGCCGUUGCAUCCAAAUGAUAUUCGGAUGAUUCUAAAUGAUCAAACACAAUUAGAGAAGUAUGAGGAUUUUAUGGUUCGAAGAGUCCUCGCUGUAGAACCCGACGCAAGAUGGUGUCCUGCUCCAGAUUGCAGUUUUGCUGUAAUCGCCAGCGGUUGCGCCUCGUGCCCAAAAUUACGUUGCGAGCGACCUGGUUGCGAUUCAUACUUUUGCUAUCAUUGCAAAGCGCGCUGGCAUCCUAAUCAAACGUGUGAUGCUGCAAGAGCGCAACGUUCUCAAUAUUACGAGCGUAGCUCUUCUUUAAGUUUCAGUCAAAGUGAUUCACAACAUAGAGAUGACAUAAAACCGUGUCCUAGAUGUCAGGUUCUGAUUGUCAAAAUGGACGAUGGAAGCUGCAAUCAUAUGACGUGCGCAGUUUGUGGCGCAGAAUUUUGUUGGCUUUGCAUGAAAGAAAUAAGCGAUCUUCAUUAUCUUAGUCCUUCUGGCUGCACUUUUUGGGGUAAAAAGCCGUGGUCUAGAAAGAAGAAGAUUCUUUGGCAACUUGGAACUCUGGUGGGAGCGCCAAUUGGAAUCGGUCUUGUAGCUGGUAUAGCAUUUCCGGCCAUGAUUAUAGGUAUACCAGUGUGGGUGGGACAAAAAUUGUACACAAGAUAUGAGAAGGCUAACAAACACAAGAGAAAUGCUUUUAUUGCCGGAGGAGUUACUGCAUCGGUUUUAGUGUCACCAGUAUUGGCAGGAUUGGCUGUGGGUAUCGGUGUACCCAUUUUAUUGUUCUAUGUCUACGGUGUGGUUCCGGUGUCGCUCUGUCGAAGCGGAGGUUGUGGAGUUUCCACAAGUGGUACCGGAGUACGUUUCGAUUUUGACGACGAAAACGAGCUCAUGGGGGCUUUAGGCGUGCGCAAUGGCGGAGAUGCAGCAUCGAUAGACGUCGCGAGUCACCGCGGUGGUAAUCCUUCGAUAGGGGAGGCUUCGCUUUCGUUGGGUAGUGGUAGUCAAUUGGAGAAAUUGGGUCGGGAAAAUGAUCGUGAAAGUGCCAGCAACGUGGCCCUGGCUGGCACUAGUCUUGCGGGAAGUAUAGCUUCCAGCGUACUUCCUGGAGGUCAAAGGUUGGAAGUCCAGGCUGACGUUACGUCUACGCAACGCUUCAGUUCAUGCAGCGAGACCGCUUCCGCAGCUACUAGUUUAUCAGAAAAAUCCGUAAAUGCUUCCAUCGCUUUAGAUGAUGGCGCAGCUUCCACAAGAGCUUUGGCUGGUUCAGUUCUUAAUUUUAAGAUCGAUGGCAGCUCGAUUAGCGGUGGCAGAAGCACAGAAGGAGAACAGGCGGCUAGCUCUACUAAUGGCGGUCACAUGGACUCUGCUGGACAAGCCACUUCUUUAAGUUCGUUAGAAGAAAUGGCACCUGGCUUAGCAAAACGCACUCGUCGUAAGCUCACAUUUGAUCGUCAAUGCAGUGAUUCGAGUAACUGGACUACGUGCGGGGAGGACGGCGGUUCGGAACGAGUCCGUUUCGAUGAUCACGUCAGUGUGAUCGAAGCGGAUCAAGAGAGGGUGGUAGGUAGCAAAUUGGAAGGCUGCGGAAUAAAUAAUCGCUCAACAGGAGGCCGUAAGCGAAACAAAGAUUCAGAACCAGAAAUGGACUCACAAAAGAUAUCCAAGAAUUUGAACGGUGAAUUGAGCGUCGAGAGUCCUGUAGAAGACAUUUCGCGGGAACGCGUCAACGUGGCCACUUUAAGGAACGUAUUUUUUCACACUUCAGCGGUAUCUACGGAUCGCGAGAAACGAUUGUCUGUUAUAGAGGAGCCAAUACCAACCGUGUCGCAGAUCUCUAGUAAUCGAAUGUUCACGCCUUGUGAUGAAAGACAAAGCCUUACUAGUACAGACGAAAGCUUGCAUUGCUAAAAAAAUUAAGACUGAACUUGUGGGUGUCAAGAUAUACACGUGUUUCGAUAAAACGUCACGACGUAUGUAGAUGCGUAUAUACAUUGUUGAGUGUGUAUAUAUGUAUUAAAUUACAUAAUACUAUAUAAUGCGCUGAUUGUACAUAAAAACAUACGCAAUAUGCAUAUACUUUGAAUAUUACAAGGGAAGAAAUAAAAGUACGGUAAAAUAAUUUUAGUAACUGUGCAUUUGCGCUGUGAUUAUACAUAUACCGGAAACUUAC
Molecule: messenger RNA, 2822 nt
Organism: Camponotus floridanus (Florida carpenter ant)
Lineage: Eukaryota; Metazoa; Arthropoda; Insecta; Hymenoptera; Formicidae
Product: E3 ubiquitin-protein ligase RNF19A
Exons: 13
Coding region: 185-2560 (791 amino acids)
Biological process (GO): ubiquitin-dependent protein catabolic process; positive regulation of proteasomal ubiquitin-dependent protein catabolic process; protein polyubiquitination
Cellular component (GO): ubiquitin ligase complex; cytoplasm
Molecular function (GO): ubiquitin conjugating enzyme binding; ubiquitin protein ligase activity; zinc ion binding
Source: RefSeq, a predicted model, not a curated record